CUGAACAAUAUCGCAGUGCAUAAGCGUCACUCGUCCGGGGCGAUUGAUUUUAUUAUAAUUUCAUUGAAUUAUAAAAAUAAUUAUAUUUAUUUAAAAUGCAAAUAAAAGAUAAAAAAGCUAUCAUUAUUGGUACUAUCAAUCGACUAGGAAUAGCUUUUUGUCGUGAAUUGCUACGAAAUGGUGCUGAAAAAAUUGUAAUGAUUGGAGAUGAAGAUAUUAAUGGCAAUGAAGUAUCUUCAAUCGAAAAUUUAAAUCUUGAAUUUGGUGAAGAAAAAGUUACACAUUUUAAAAAUGAUAUAUCAAAAAGUAGUGAAUUAGAUAUUAUAUUUAAAGAAGCAAUAAAUUAUCUUGGAGGGCUUGAAAUUCUUAUUAAUAAUGCAGAUCUUCUCAAUGAAACGGACUUAACGAAAGCUAUUGACGUUAAUAUCUCUACUGUAAUUCGUAGUAGCCUUCUAGGAGUACAACAAAUGGGAAAAGAUAUGGGGGGUAAAGGAGGAAUUAUCGUCAAUGUUGCAACAAUUUUUGGCCUUGAACCUGUACCACAACUCCCUAUUUAUUCAACUGCGAAACAAGCAGUUAUCAGUUUUAGCCGCUCAUUUUCACAACCUUAUCAUUUUAAGAGAACAGGAGUUAAAGUCGUUGUACUUUGUCCAGGAUUAUCAAAAUUACUUACCUAUCCAUGUGAAAAAAGUCAAAAUGAUGAUACGGAAAUUAUUGAAACCGAAAGUGCAAGAGUUCACCCUCAAAAAGUUGAAACAGUUGCUCAUGGGUUAGUCUAUGUGAUAAGAUGCGCACAGAAUGGAAGUAUCUGGAUAAGUGAAAAUAAUAAACCAGUUUAUGAAGUACAACCUCCGGAUGUACUACCCCCAAAACAAAAAGAAGAAGAUUCUUUAAACAUUUAAACUAUGAGAUUAUCACUAAUUUUUUUUUAAAUAUGUUUAUUGAAUCUUUAAAUAUUAUUCAUGUAUCUCCAAAUUAAUUUCAAUAAAAUUAUUAAAUUUCAAAAA
This is a messenger RNA of Microplitis mediator, 1007 nucleotides long. RefSeq names its product alcohol dehydrogenase-like. Bases 96 to 902 code for a protein of 268 amino acids. Lineage: Eukaryota; Metazoa; Arthropoda; Insecta; Hymenoptera; Braconidae. Gene Ontology annotation, cellular component: cytoplasm. Gene Ontology annotation, molecular function: oxidoreductase activity, acting on the CH-OH group of donors, NAD or NADP as acceptor. The record is from RefSeq and is a predicted model, not a curated record. The transcript is spliced from 6 exons.